AUGGCUGCCCGUUGGUCAACGCUCCUCACUGCCGCAGCCAGUCUUUGCCAGACGGCUGUUGCGGAACCCGUAUUCCGCGAGACGGUCUCUUUUCAGGGUCCGUUUGAAGUCGAGAGAAACGGAGUUCGCAACAUCAACAUCGAGUACAAUGGCCCUCUCGAUGGAGAGCUAUCCCUUGUCUAUGGUGAUUGUGGCAUGAGAUCCCCCUUCGAAGCCCAUCACAAGAUUGGGCGGACACACAUUGGCUCUCACCCUGCUGCAAAGCGUCAUCUGGAAUGGACAGACCAAAGGCCUACAAAGUUUGUCUGGAUGGUUCCUGAGGAUGUGUCUUCGGGAUGCUUGCACGCCUUUGUUGACAGCCAGCUUGUCGGUCGCUCUUCAGAACAUUCUGUUAAGAGCCGCAAGAUGAGAAAGCGUGCGACUUUCGCCGAGGCCACGGACCCAAUGGGCCCCUGGUUUGAUGGCGUUGAAUACCUCAAGCAGAAGCAACCCGACGAUGUGUUUGUUGCAUCGGUAAAGAACAAAACGUUUGGUAUCUUGGGCGCCGGCAUCUCCGGUCUGCACACUGGCUUGCUACUCGACUCAGUCGGAAUUCACAACUGGAAGAUUCUGGAGUCUUCAGAAAGAAUCGGAGGACGUAUUCGCACCACCUAUCUGAACGGAUCAACUCCGGACGAGCAUCAGCACCACGAGCUGGGACCUAUGCGGUUUCCGCACAGCAUUUACGAUGCUGAAACCAACGAGACCUAUCCCAUCAACGAUCAGAAGAUGAUCUAUCAGCUGGCGGAUGUCCUCAACGAGAUUAACGCUGACGCGGAUCCUGCUCUCCAAGUCAAGUUCAUCCCGUGGAUCCAGGUUUCCGACAAUGCCCCUGUUGCAACCAAAGAGCGUCGUCCCGAUGGCACUGUCCCCGGUCGCAAGGAGAUCGCCGCCGACCCCUCCCUCAUGACCAACACGACCUACUCCAACGCUACCGCAGCCAAGGAAGCCAUCCAGGCUCUUGAUGACUUCAAGGCUUUGACGCCUGAGAGACGGAAGUUUUACGCUACCAAUGUCUUCAAGGCCCACAAGGAGGCUGUUGAAACUGGUAUGUUCGAUUUCUCUGAGGUCGAGUACCUGCUCCACGUUAUGAACACCGAUCUGAACGUGACUGAUGAGGUCACCCCAUCUCACGUUGUCUGGCCUAUGUGGGAGUUUGAGACUGUCUACUUCCUAGCCAAUGAGUGGCGCACCGUUGAUGGUGGUAUCAGCCGUCUCCCCGCUGCCUUCGAGAACAUUAUCAAAGAUCGCAUUGCCUACAAGACCAAGGUCUUCAGCGUCAAGUACAACGAGGAUUCCAACAACCUCAAUGUGACAUGGCGUGAGACUGGAGGCAACCCCUGGUCCAAGAACACUACGACCGAACAGUUUGAUUAUGUCUUCAACAGCGUACCGUUCAACGUACUCAAGUACUGGGAGCUGCCGCCUCACUCGAGCUUGAUGCGCCGCGCCAUUGAGCGCACAGUCUUCCUGGGUGCCGUAAAGGUCGCCAUGCAGUACAAGACUCGCUUCUGGGAGCACCUCGAGCACCCCAUCAUCGGUGGAUGUGGACGCACUGAUAUUUACGGCAUCGGUCAGAUCUGCUACCCUUCCUACAACAUCAAUGGAACCGGUCCCGGUGUCAUGCUUACGAGUUAUGCGCCUGACGCCGAUGCUGUUGUCGCUUGCUCCAUGCCUGUUGAGGAGCACAUUGCCUACAUCCAGCGCGCUAUGGUCGAGAUUCACGGCCCCAUUGCUGAUGAGAUGUGGACCGGCAACUAUGAGCGUCACUGCUGGGAGCAGGAUGAGCAUCAUGCGGGAGCUUUUGCCGUUCCCAUUGUUCCCCAACAACAGCUUUACCUGCCGGCCUUCUGGCAGACUGAGUUCAACACGGUCUUUAUCGGUGAGCACACCAGUUUCACCCAUUCGUGGGUCUUCAGUGCUCUUGAAAGUUCCACUCGUGGCACUGUUCAAAUGUUAUUGGAUCUUGGUCUCGUUGAUGAAGCCAAGCAGAUCACCAGAACGUGGAUGGCAAGGUGGAUCAGUGUUUAA
Colletotrichum paranaense is the source of this 2070-nucleotide messenger RNA. Its product is annotated as L-amino-acid oxidase. The transcript has 2 exons. Gene Ontology annotation, molecular function: L-amino-acid oxidase activity. The record is from RefSeq and is a predicted model, not a curated record. Gene Ontology annotation, biological process: amino acid catabolic process. NCBI's taxonomy places the organism in Eukaryota, Fungi, Ascomycota, Sordariomycetes, Glomerellales, Glomerellaceae. The coding region runs from base 1 to 2070 and encodes 689 amino acids.